This is a messenger RNA of Scaptodrosophila lebanonensis, 1128 nucleotides long. RefSeq names its product extensin. Bases 1 to 1128 code for a protein of 375 amino acids. Lineage: Eukaryota; Metazoa; Arthropoda; Insecta; Diptera; Drosophilidae. The transcript is spliced from 3 exons. The record is from RefSeq and is a predicted model, not a curated record.
AUGGAAACAACAUCCAAAGCCCCAAAUCCACAGCGGCACAUGCCGAUAAUUAAAACACAGCUUUUUCUACUGGCCGUCGCUGGGCUUGCGGCCUACGCUCGAGCGGACGUGUCACAUUUGUUGCAUGGACUAAGUCUGGAUCCACAUCACCAUCAUCACCAGGAUCCUCAUGCACACGGACACAAUUUUCACGCACAUGGACACGACCUUCACGGACAUGGAUACGAUUCUCACGCGCACAAUCACGGGCAUGGACAUGAUCCUCACGCACACAGACAAGAACUGCACACACACGCCCAUAUCGACGUACAUUCUCACCACGUUGAUCACCACCACAUAGAUCAGCAUUCCCAUCAUCACCAUCAUGAUGAAGCCAGAUUAAAUACUCCCAGCGGCUACAACUACGCGCCACCACAGAAGCCCCGCACUAAAUAUCUGCCACCCAAAGUUUCGCUACCCCCACCACCGCCACCACCUGUGACCCCAAAACCGGAAUACUUGCCACCAGAGCCAGAGGUGUCAUAUCUGCCACCUGAGCCAGUAGCACCAAAGUACUUGCCGCCAAAAGUGAAGCCUAGUCUGCCACCUCCACCGCCGCCUCCACCACCAAGGACUAGUUACCUGCCACCAGCACCCAAGCCGUCCUAUUUGCCACCAAUACAGCCCGAGCCAACUUAUUUGCCGCCCGAACCUGUAGCGCCCAAGUAUCUACCACCCAAGAUUGCACCAGUGCUGCCUCCUCCGCCACCACCACCGCCGCCGAAGGCAUCCUAUUUGCCCCCUGCACAACCUGAGACUAAGUACCUGCCCCCUGCGCAGCCCGAGAACGAGUACCUACCUCCCGCACAGCCAGAGACAAAGUAUUUGCCUCCCUCAGAGCCGGAAUCGAGGUAUCUGCCGCCCACUCAGAGCCUAGCACCACCACACCACACCUCACAUUUCGAGAUACCCAUACCAGCGUAUGCACUGCCGUUGGGUCCGGCGCCCAGCCCACUGCCAGCCGAGCACCUUAAUACGCAUGUGCACUCGCUUGAAACCAAAUACCUGCCGCCCGUUGCGCGUUCGUCCAAUGCUAAUCCGGUCCAAGGUUACCAGUACAAGGCACCAUUCCGACGCCUUAAGCUGUAA